Drosophila santomea is the source of this 952-nucleotide messenger RNA. RefSeq names its product tubulin polyglutamylase complex subunit 2. The record is from RefSeq and is a predicted model, not a curated record. Bases 68 to 946 code for a protein of 292 amino acids. The transcript is spliced from 4 exons. Lineage: Eukaryota; Metazoa; Arthropoda; Insecta; Diptera; Drosophilidae. Gene Ontology annotation, biological process: protein polyglutamylation.
CUAUAUAUGUGGGAAACAGUCUGACGUAUAAAUUUAACAGAAUUUAUUCUGAAACAUAAAUUAUUUGAUGAUGAACAAGAAGCUAUCGCCAGAAGAUGCAUUUUAUGAAAAUUUGACCCUUGGUCUGAUAAGGACCCUGUCCAAUGUGCCAAGGGUAUGUAAUGUGACGUUGGAGCGACGACAACCUCUGAAUGCCUGCCAGGUGGUUAAUUGGGAGCAGAGGCACUGCGUCUACCUCCCGGAAGAUAUGAAGAAGUUCUACCUAUCGUCGGAUGGAUUUAUCCUGAACUGGAGUUACCAGUAUGCUCCUAACGAUAUUAGGCGCGUGGGUCACAUCCACUUUCCCCACUUGCUCCAGGUGACUCUUCUGCGGGAGAACAUAGAAACAACAUCAAGCCACUCCAGCAAUUCGACGGCUCUGCCCAAUAGCAACUCGGAUGUUGUGGGAGCAACCGGCAGUUCACAAUCCCACAAUCCAGCUCCGAUUGCCACCGGAAAAGACAAGUGGGGCAAUGCCACGCCUAUUAUAACGGCCAAGUCAAAAAUAUUUGAGAUCAACAACGUUAACGAAGUGGCCAAGGUGUGUAUGUUGUACGAAUCCACGAGUUCCAACAAUCCCAAGUUCUAUCUGCUGGAGCUGAGCACCCUCAGCUGGCAGUUUUUGGCGGACACCUUUAGUGAAUACCUUCGAAUGGCCAUCGCGCACCUGGGAUUGCCGUACUGGGAGCUGUGCUUCUCCACCUGUGGCCUGCCCUCCUGGACAGAGCAGCUGUUUCUCCUCCUGGCACCUCAUCUCCUUGAGGAGCACGAGCCACGACGUGGACGAGUACUGAAUCCCGCCUGCGAGCAUCCGUACAACAUCAUCGAUCCGAACAUUUUCCGUGGUAAACCGAAAAGCGUGGCGAAAGCAACAGCUAGCAGUACCAAACAAAAUCAUAACAAGUGACUUUCU